UGCGCACGAUCGAUCCUUGGGCGAGUCUCAAGGGUAAAGGGGAGCGAUUGAGGAACGGAGCGAUUUUGCGCGGGUUUAGACGGACUUUUAUAUUAGCCGUGUGGUCGCGUUAUCGCGAGAGGGAUUCGAGAGUGAUUCCUGUUAAAGGGGAUAAAAAGAAAGGCGUCGAAUAUACGUCGGUAAUCGGUGAAUCGCGCUGGAAUACGUCGACUUCGAGGUUGUCGUCAUCGUGUGCGUCGAAGAACAAGUAGUACGUAAACCGUGAUUCUGCUACCUCGCAAUAAUAUUUUACGACGAGGAAAAUCAAGGAAAACGUGGAGAAAAUCGGGCUUGAAAAGCUCGACGUGAUACGACAACGUCAGAAUCGCGGCGAACCUCAAACGUCACCGAACUGUCAUCGGGAUCCCUCGGCUAUUGCGGCUAAUGUUCGUUCAUUGUCUAUUAUAAUCUAGAAGGAAAGAGAGAGAACGAGGAGAAGAAGAAGAAGGAAGAGAGGAAAGGACGGCAAAGUGCAAAGUUAGAUUUACUUAACCCAAAUUUAUCCAGGGUAUCGCCGGUGCUGAAGAGGCCUCGGCUCCCCGGGACGCCUUUUUUUAUCGCUGGACUUUUAUCGAUGGUGCACGAGAAUAGAUCAACUGUAAACGUAUCUGUUUUCAGCGCCGGCUAUGAGCUCAUUGUACAAACAUCAUGACGGACACUCGCCCUUGCCGCGACACGAAGGACCCUCCCUGUCAACGCGGAGCUUCCUCGUCGCGCUGAUCCGCUCCGAAGGAACCGCGAAGAAUGCGCGAGCCUAAGUGCGAGUCGAGAGGUAUCGGUGUGUGAAAAAAGUGAUCGCGAGAUCGGGACGGUUCGCGAACCGUAGGACUUUCAGUGUCUAGUGUCAUCGAGUUUCAGCUUGGUCAACCAUGAAGAAACAAUUCUUCCGGGUGAAGCAACUGGCCGAUCAGACCUUCUCCAGAGCUGGUAGAACAGAAGUAUUAACGGAUGAUUUAGUGGCUGCUGACAAGCAUGUUGAACAGAUUAGAGCAGCUCUUACCGGUCUCAGUAAAAGACUCGGAAACCCACCAAACCAAACUAUUACACAAGACCAAGUUCUUAAGGAAAAACGUUUGAAAAAAUGUCCCGAGUAUAUACUUGGACAAACCAUGUUGGAGAAUGCUGGUGAAGACGGUCUCAUGAGUUUUGCAUUGGUAGAAUGUGGACGAGUGCAAAUGUCACUGGCUAAUGAAACUGUAGAACAUGAGGCAAAAGUCGAGCAAUAUGUGGCUGCUCCAUUACAGCAUAUUUUAGAUACCGAUGUACCAAAUAUAUUGAAGCAUAAAAGGAAUUUGACACGUCACAUUUUAGAUAUGGACAGUGCUAGAACAAGAUAUUUUCAAGCAAUUAAACACAGCACUGGUACAGGUGCAACAAAGAUAGAUAAUUUGAAGGAAGAAUUAGAAGAUGCCGAAUCGAAAGUUGAACAAUGCAGAGAUCAAUUGGCUGCAGAAAUGUUUCAGCUUAUGUCGCGGGAGACUGAACUAGCUCAAACAAUUAUCCAAUAUAUAAAACUUCAGCGAGCAUAUCAUGAAAGUGCAUUGCAUUGUCUUGAAGAUCUUAUACCUGGUUUGGAGAGUUAUAUUAAUGAUAAUGAAAUGAAACCAGUCUAUGGAUAUCCUCUUGAAGAACAUCUUAGGGUGACAAACAGAAAAAUUGCACUGCCCAUACAAUUAUGUGUAUCUGCAUUAUUGCGUUUGGGUAUAGAGGAGGAAGGUCUUUUUAGAAUAGCUGGCGCCGCGUCGAAAUCGCGACGAAUUAAAUUAAGUCUAGAUGCUUGUUGCCUUAGUUUAGCAACGGCCCUUGAAUACAAAGAUCCGCAUGUUAUUGCUGGCGCGUUGAAAUCGUAUUUACGAGAAUUACCGGAGCCUCUAUUGACGUACAAAUUGUAUCACGAAUGGAUGGCUGCGGCCAAAAUUUCGCACAAUGAUACGAGGUUGCGAGCUCUUUGGGAGGUAUUACAUAAACUGCCACCAGCAAACUUGGAAAAUUUGCGGUUUUUAAUUAAGUUCUUAGCUGUGCUCACGAAAAAUCAAGAUAUAAAUAAAAUGACACCGCAAAACAUCGCCAUUGUCAUUGCACCAAAUCUGAUUUGGAGUCCGCAAGAGGACGCAAAUACGAUGGUAAUGAAUAUGAGUACAGCAAACAACUCUAGUCUUAUAGUAGACCAAUUAAUUACAUAUGCAGAUUGGUUCUUCCCUGGUGAAGUAGAUUUUGAUCGUGAUCUGGAGAUCGGUAUCAUGAAUGAUACGGAAAAUCAGAAUAUUGGUAUGCGUCGUUGUGUAUCCAACAGUAGUCUCAGUGAUCACGGCGAAAGUCCAACGCAAGGCAGUCCGAAACCGGCGGCGCGUCGAAAAAAUAAACCAGCACCAACACCACCGAAUGCCAAUACUCCGGACAGGCAUGAGAAGAGAGACGACAAGCCCCCGACGCCGGACAAACCACCGAGAGCGUUGACAUCUACUCUAAAUCGAUCAACGUAUAAGGCUCAGAAACACGAAGUAAACACCGAAUUGAUACGACCCGAAAGCAACGUAGAGAAGCAUGAUAAACAUAUGGAAAUGGAUAUGAAAUCAACUUCGGAACCGAUUCCGAUCGAAUCAUCUCGUUUUGUUGAUAAUCCCGAACGAUUACAAGAAACCAGCACUCACCAAAGUGAAGUCUUCAAUGACGUGGAUAAAAGUACCCAAGAACUACAAAGAUAUGACGCGAAAGUAAAUGUAUCAAGUGCAAAAGAGAAACCAAAUGGCAAUUCGUCCGAUAAUGCUAAGAUAAUUACAGAAAUCGAGCAUAGUGAAAUUAUAGUACAGAAACCAAAACCAGUGCCUACAGAAAAACCUUCUACGUUAGAAAGGAAAAGACCAGUUGCGGCACCAAGAAGUAUAACAAAUAUCGUGCAUAACACAGAAGAAGGCGUUGAAUUACGUAAAAAAUUAGACAGCAAUAUUACAAAUAUGCAUGUAUCUCCAAAUGAAAAAAGCGGUAAACCAGCGAUCCCUGAGCGACCGCCCGGCUUAGUUCGUCCAUCAAGUCUCAUUAGACAACAGCCGCGUCUUACGAAUGACAAUCUAGAAACUGAUCCAGGGCCUUUGACACUGGAAAGGGCUCACGUGUACUCUGUGGACAAGCAACAGGUCAGUAUAAUACAAGUGCGUGGGGGGAACAGUGCCAUCCCGGGCAUCGAGAGCACUGGCAACACGGCAACUUCGAACUUGCAGAGAAGCCCAAGCGUAGGUAGCCGGCCGUCGUCGAUGUCGUUGUACGGCACCGAACGUUCGGAGAAGCCCGAGAAGCAGGACAUGCCUCACGAACAAACCAAGGCCCAUGCACGAACCAGAUCGGAGGGUAAUAUUAUGGACGUACAAACGCAGACCAACACAAUAGUGACGGUUCUCAAGUCGCCGCAACAAAAACCAGCCUCGCCGAGAGUUCAUCAGCGACCACCCAGGCCGCAACCGCCACCGCCGCCGCCUCCUACUGCCCGGCCUAAAUCGGAGCAAGAAAGCACUAAUCUUUAAGGCUCCUGGAUCCUCGCCACGGUUAUGUUAGAUUUUGACGUCAGCGGGGAGAAAGCACAUGCUGAAACACAUUCUUAGAUGUCAUUUUUAAAUGAAAAUAUAUUUUGUUGAAAUACUACUUCAGAUAGUUUUAGUAUACUUUGAAAAUACCUCGAAAGUUAUUCUUUUUCCUCAACAUGUGGAAUGACACUUGUGCCAAGACCAGACUGGGCCUCAUAUUGCAGUCAUUUUACAGCUGUUGAUUGCUCAUAAAGGGAAAAGAAGUGCUGUUUUAUCGAAAUAUCUUUUUAUUAUGAAAUAUCAUCUAAGAAUUUUUAGCGUAUUUUCCCGGUUCUGACGUCAUAAUUCUAACAUGAUCGAUGAGGAGCCAGGAGCCUUAAUGGAGCUCGAUGCGCGGUGCGAGAGACAAUCGCGACCUUGAAAGAACUCUCGAUGAACUAUCGCCGAUGUCUAUUGUUAAAAGAUAAAGAUUUUACACGCAUGAUGUCAUCAGUAAAAAUCUAUACACGGACAAAGAAUUAAUGGGAAUUUUCGAUCGAUGAGAAGCAUUGUGAUUGUAUAAAGAAACAUCGACACGCGUUCGUCCAUCAUCGGGAAUUGCAAAGGAGGCGAGUAUAUUCGUAGAUUUGAUAAUAUUCGGACAAAGUUACUCUAUUUUCCCGUGAUCUCCCUAUUUAUACGACUUCUUAUUAUAUUCCAAUGGAUAAUCUAAUGAGAAGAGCGUGUUGAUAAUUGCCAUUAUACGGUAAAAAACAGGAGGAUUCACAUAGAUAUGCAUUUGGACGUUUUGCAUUCGGCAGCUUCUAGCACGCCGUGUGUUGUAUUGAAACCAAUUUUAGGUAUACAUCUAUCUAAUUUCGUAAUCGAUCAUGAUAUUUUUGCAGCUUAUUACCAAUUUUUAUACUUAUUGCGAAUAAGAAGAGACGAGCUCUAAGAAUAAGAAUAUGAGUUUAGAUCGCAUUUUUACUGUAAAUAUUGAAGUGCACAAAAUUCUGUGUGCUCAAUAUACAAAGUUGAAGUUAUUAUCAGAAUCAACAUUAGUCUGCAAAACGUUAAAUAACAUCAGCGUUAAAAAUAUAAAUUUUUAAUUGAUACGUCCAUUAAAAGAGGAAAAAUGAAUUAAUGUUUGAAAGGACUGACACGAUCAGUAUGUUGGAAUUGAAUUAACGGGUGAUAUUUAUUAGCAAGGAUUGUUUGUUAAUCGUUAUAAAAUACUGGAAAAAAAUGAACGCAUCGGCACCUUAUAUUUGAUACAUGAUUCUGAAUUAGUGUUAAUAUCUGAAAAGCGAAAGAUUCUUUUCUAAUAUAAUUAAACAUUAAUUUUUACAUUUAAAUCUCACGAAAUAUUUACAUGCAAUAAACUCGUGAUCUUGAA
This is a messenger RNA of Nylanderia fulva, 4932 nucleotides long. Its product is annotated as rho GTPase-activating protein 44. Gene Ontology annotation, cellular component: intracellular anatomical structure; cytoplasm. Gene Ontology annotation, molecular function: GTPase activator activity; protein binding. The record is from RefSeq and is a predicted model, not a curated record. NCBI's taxonomy places the organism in Eukaryota, Metazoa, Arthropoda, Insecta, Hymenoptera, Formicidae. Gene Ontology annotation, biological process: regulation of actin cytoskeleton organization; regulation of Rac protein signal transduction; signal transduction.